CUAUCCGAUGCAAUGCCAACCUCAGCUUCCACAAUUAGUACUUGGCUUUUGGAUUCAUUUCAUCAAAAUAAGACCCAUAUUCGAUCAUUAUUAUACAGUAAUGCAAUUUCUUCUAUCCAUCUUAGUUUUGAUCUUUGGACCUCUUCGAACUAUCUUGCACUCCUUGCUGUUAUUGCAUUUUGGGUUGAUGAGUCUGGUUGUAUCCAACAUGCACUUUUAGGUCUCCCACGACUUCUUGGUUCUCAUACUGGGGAAAAUCAAGGACAGCUACUGUGGCAAUUGAUAUUGGACUAUGGACUCCAAGACUACUUAGGUUAUUUCUGCUUGGAUAAUGCAUCAAAUAAUCUAACCGCACUACAUUUUCUCUCUGGGGGAUAUAGUGCACUUGUUCCAGAUAGCAUUCAGUUUAAUACUGCUCAACGAUAUAUAAGAUGCUAUGGUCAUGUUUUGAAUUUAGUUGUUAAGGUCUUCUUAUAUGGGAAGAAAUCAAUACAACUAGCUUCAAAUCAAAAUGAGCAUCAUACAAUUGAGAAAGAGAAUCGGGAUUCAGAAGUCUGGAGAAAGAUUGGACCACUAGGAAAAUUGCGCAACAUUAUUGUAUGGAUUCGAAACAGUCCACAGCGCCGCGAA
Tuber aestivum (summer truffle) is the source of this 630-nucleotide messenger RNA. The record is from the annotation of a GenBank genome assembly. Lineage: Eukaryota; Fungi; Ascomycota; Pezizomycetes; Pezizales; Tuberaceae.